Molecule: messenger RNA, 1763 nt
Organism: Sorex araneus (European shrew)
Lineage: Eukaryota; Metazoa; Chordata; Mammalia; Eulipotyphla; Soricidae
Gene: ABAT
Product: 4-aminobutyrate aminotransferase
Exons: 16
Coding region: 181-1683 (500 amino acids)
Biological process (GO): GABA catabolic process
Cellular component (GO): mitochondrion
Molecular function (GO): pyridoxal phosphate binding
Source: RefSeq, a predicted model, not a curated record
CCGGAUCAGAGCAUCUUCCAGGGCUGGGGUCUGGUCCCCUGCACCCCGGCCAGAGCCUCCCCCACGGGGACUCCGCGGCAUGGCAGAGACAGGGUGCUGGACGCAGGCGGGCGCUGGGCUGGCCGGAGCUGCGGGCACCGAGGGGAGCGUGUGACAGGGUCGCGUUCCCUCCGCGGGACCAUGGUCUCCAUGAUGCUCGCCCGGCGGCUGGCCUGCAGCUUCCAGCACAACUACCGCCUGCUCGGGCCAGGAAGCAGAAGCAUCAGUCAGGCAGCGGCCAAAGUGGACGUGGAGUUGGACUAUGACGGGCCGCUGAUGAAGACAGAGGUCCCUGGACCCAGGUCUCAGGAGCUGAUGAAACAGCUGAACAUUAUUCAGAACGCGGAGGCCGUGCACUUCUUCUGCAACUACGAGGAGAGCCGAGGCAACUACCUGGUGGACGUGGACGGGAACCGGAUGCUGGACCUGUACUCCCAGAUCUCCUCCGUUCCCAUAGGGUACAGCCAUCCUGCUCUCGUGAAGCUCGUCCAGCAGCCUCAGAACGUGAGCACCUUCGUCAACAGGCCGGCCCUGGGCAUCCUGCCUCCGGAGAACUUCGUGGACAAGCUCCGUGACUCUCUGCUCUCGGUGGCCCCCAAAGGAAUGUCCCAGCUGGUCACCAUGGCCUGCGGCUCCUGCUCCAACGAAAAUGCCUUCAAGACCAUCUUCAUGUGGUACCGGAACAAGGAGCGAGGGAAGACGGGCUUCUCCAAAGAAGAGCUGGAGACGUGUAUGAUUAACCAGGCCCCCGGGUGCCCGGACUACAGCAUUCUCUCCUUCAUGGGCGCCUUCCACGGGAGGACCAUGGGUUGCCUAGCGACCACACACUCCAAAGCCAUCCACAAGAUUGACAUCCCGUCCUUCGACUGGCCCAUCGCGCCCUUCCCGCGGCUGCGGUACCCGCUGGAGGAGUUCGUGAAGGAGAACCAGCAGGAAGAGGCCCGCUGUCUGGAAGAGGUCGAGGAUCUGAUCGUGAAGUACCGGAAAAAGAAGAAGACGGUGGCCGGGAUCGUGGUGGAGCCCAUCCAGUCCGAGGGCGGCGACAACCACGCGUCCGACGACUUCUUCCGCAAGCUGCGGGACAUAUCCAGGAAGCACGGCUGUGCCUUCCUGGUGGACGAGGUCCAGACCGGAGGGGGCUGCACCGGCAAGUUCUGGGCCCACGAGCACUGGGGCCUGGACGACCCGGCCGACGUGAUGACCUUCAGCAAGAAGAUGAUGACGGGGGGCUUCUUCCACAAGGAGGAGCUCAGGCCCAACGCCCCUUACCGGAUCUUCAACACCUGGCUGGGGGACCCGUCCAAGAACCUGCUGCUGGCCGAGGUCAUCAACGUGAUCAAGCGUGAGGACUUGCUCAGCAACGCGGCCCACGCCGGGAAGGUCCUGCUCACGGGGCUGCUGGACCUGCAGGCCCGGUACCCCCAGUUCAUCAGCAGAGUACGGGGACGGGGCACCUUCUGCUCCUUCGACACCCCUGACGAGUCCAUCCGGAAUAAGCUCAUUUUAAUAGCCAGGAACAAAGGCGUGGUGUUGGGGGGCUGCGGCGACAAGUCCAUCCGCUUCCGGCCCACGCUGGUCUUCAGGGACCACCACGCACACCUGUUCCUCAACAUCUUCAACGACAUCCUCUCCGACUUCAAGUAGAGCCCUCCGGCCGCCCGCCGGCCCGCCCUUGCCGUCGUCCAGUCGAUCCCUUUGCCUAAUUCAUGUUUCCACUUCUCGUG